Arabis nemorensis is the source of this 267-nucleotide messenger RNA. NCBI's taxonomy places the organism in Eukaryota, Viridiplantae, Streptophyta, Magnoliopsida, Brassicales, Brassicaceae. The record is from the annotation of a GenBank genome assembly.
AUGGCGCUGGUUUAUCUAACGGCAUCACCGUUGAAGACUCUCGUCUUUCCAGCGCCACCGCUCUUCACCGUCGAAGAGUGUCACCUUUCUAGCGCCACCACUAUUUUCACCGUCGCGUCCGUCUAUCGGUCGCUCGUCCUCUCGCAUCUUCUUUCAACGUUUGGAGCCUCCCCGUCUCGUUAUGAGCGUCAAGAGGCAAAGAAGAUCAAUGAAGAAGUUGCAGACUGUGCCUAUGGCCCCUGUGGAAGAGAAGUUCACUCGUUGUAA